Molecule: messenger RNA, 1284 nt
Organism: Eubalaena glacialis (North Atlantic right whale)
Lineage: Eukaryota; Metazoa; Chordata; Mammalia; Artiodactyla; Balaenidae
Gene: TRUB1
Product: TruB pseudouridine synthase family member 1
Exons: 8
Coding region: 21-1067 (348 amino acids)
Biological process (GO): tRNA modification; mRNA pseudouridine synthesis
Cellular component (GO): mitochondrion
Molecular function (GO): RNA binding; pseudouridine synthase activity
Source: RefSeq, a predicted model, not a curated record
CAGGUCUGGGCUGCAAAAGUAUGGCAGCUGCUGAGGCGGCGGUCGUAUCGUCGUCAUCCUUGAAACCAGACACAGCCCCAGUCCCCGAAAGUGCAGGAAUGGCUGCAGCCACCGCCGCCACAUCCUCAGCGAUGGCUGCAGCCGCGGCGGUUGCGGCCAGGAGCGGAUCCGAAGCCAGGGUCUCCAAGCCCGCGUUGGCUACUAAGCUGCUGUCCCUGAGCGGCGUGUUCGCCGUGCACAAGCCCAAAGGGCCCACUUCAGCCGAGCUGCUGAAUCGGCUGAAGGAGAAGCUGCUGGCAGAAGCUGGAAUGCCUUCUCCAGAAUGGACCAAGAGGAAAAAGCAGACUUUGAAAAUUGGGCAUGGAGGGACUCUAGACAGUGCAGCCCGAGGAGUCCUGGUGGUUGGAAUUGGAAGGGGAACAAAACUGUUGACCAGUAUGUUGUCAGGGUCCAAGAGGUAUAUUGCCACUGGCGAACUGGGGAAAGCUACUGACACGCUAGAUUCUACAGGGAAAGUAACAGAAGAAAAACCUUACGAUAAAAUAACACAGGAAGAUAUUGAAGGCAUUCUACAGAAAUUUACUGGGAAUAUAAUGCAAGUACCUCCCCUCUAUUCUGCAUUAAAGAAAGAUGGACAGAGACUUUCAACUUUGAUGAAGAGGGGUGAAGUAGUAGAAGCAAAACCUGCCAGGCCAGUUACCGUGUACAGUCUUUCCCUUCAAAAAUUCCAGCCACCAUUUUUCACAUUAGAUGUUGAAUGUGGAGGAGGUUUUUAUAUCAGAAGCUUGGUCAGUGACAUUGGCAAAGAACUGUCUUCCUGUGCCAAUGUGCUGGAGCUGACCCGAACCAAACAGGGACCCUUUACACUGGAGGAGCAUGCCCUUCCCGAAGACAGAUGGACAAUUGAUGACAUUGCACAGUCUCUCGAGCAGUGCUCAUCCCUUCUCCCAGCAGAGAUGGCACUUAAAAAGUCAAAACCUGAGGAGUCUAGUGAGCAAGUUUUGAGCUGUGAGUACAUAACUCUAAGUGAGAUAAAGGGAGAAGAUGAUGUAAUUAAGACAUUUUAAGUUUGGCUUGGGAUUGUCUUCAUUUCCUGGUUGACAUUUGAAUCCUGUGUGCAGAAUGACAAGCUGUGUGCCAAGACAAACGAUUCUUUUUUUUUUUUUUUUUUUUUUGCAUGAAGAAAAAUGUCCAUCAUUUAUGGUUUCUACGGUGCACAAUUUAUCUGCUGUACAUUAUAAAUAGCCUUGCAGUUGUUCAGUUCUUGCUGUACUAUAGAAUGUU